CUUUAUGUCAUAUAACAAGUUCUUCUUCCUCUACAAAACGAAAUCUGAAAACACACACUCCAUGCUUUCCCGGAAAGCAGCGAGAAAAUACCAGUAAGAACCCGACCUACUUCUUUAUUAUAUACACCUAUUUAUUUACCCACACUCUCUUUUUAUUGUUCCCCCGGCGGCAGACCAUCCAGGAUAUCAGCGGCCAUUAACAAACUCUUUAAGGUUCUUCUUCUACCCCUUGGCGCGCUCUGUUUUUCCCCAUUUUCAGAGACUUCAAGUUUUGGGAUCCAACAAGAAGAGCUCAAUAACAUCUGUUCUUUUGCUGAGGAUCUCUGUACAAAGACGGGAACUUGCAGCCACUGCGCUUUAGGAGUCUAAAUUGUGUGGUACUGUUUUUAUGUGAAUCUUUUUGUUGUAAGAAGUUAAGAACACAUGAUAAAGCUUUGCAAUGGGAUCUGCAAACAUGGAGAAGAAAUGGGUGUUUCCUCUUGUUAUCAGCGGACUCAUAUGUAUCUUCCUUGUUGCCACCUCUUUCAAUAUGGGUCUGGUUUCUUCACUACACAAAAUAAAUUCAAUUUUCUCUAUCUUUCAAUCUCGGGUUGUGAUGAAUCAAACAAGCUCUUAUUUUGCUGAAGACAAACUUAGGCAAUCUCCACCACCUCCUCCUAGUGGUCCUUCCAUCCCGCGUUUUGCUUAUCUGAUAUCUGGUUCAAAAGGUGAUCUAGAAAAGUUAUGGAGGACAUUGCAAGCAUUAUACCACCCACGGAACUACUAUGUUGUCCAUCUAGACCUAGAAUCCCCAGCUGUGGAGAGGCUAGAGCUGGCCUCCAGAAUCCAGAAAGACCAUGUUUUUACACAGGUUGGGAAUGUUGACAUGAUUACCAAAGCGAAUAUGGUUACUUAUCGAGGCCCCACAAUGGUUGCGAAUACUCUUCAUGCUUGUGCCAUUCUUCUCAAGAAGCACUUGGAUUGGGAUUGGUUUAUCAAUCUUAGUGCUUCAGAUUAUCCCUUGAUAACUCAAGAUGACCUUCUUUAUACAUUCUCUGGUUUAAAGCGAGAGUUAAACUUCAUUGAGCAUACAAGUCAACUAGGCUGGAAGGAGGGUCAGCGGGCAAUGCCUUUGAUUAUAGACCCUGGCCUAUAUCAGAAUACCAAGUCAGACAUAUUUCCGGCCACACCACGGAGAGAUUUACCCACAGCAUUUAGACUCUUUACUGGUUCAGCUUGGAUGGUCCUCUCAAGGGCAUUUGUGGAGUACUGCAUAUGGGGUUGGGAUAAUCUUCCUAGGACCCUACUUAUGUACUACACAAACUUCGUCUCCUCUCCUGAAGGAUACUUCCAGACUGUUGUAUGUAAUGCCCCAGAAUUUGUCCCAACUGUUGUCAAUAGUGACAUGCAUUAUAUAUCUUGGGAUGUUCCACCAAAGCAGCAUCCACACACACUCACUCUGAAUGACACAGACAAGAUGGUUGAAAGUAAUGCUGCCUUUGCACGUAAAUUCAAACAUAAUGACCCUGUAUUAGAUAAAAUUGAUGGGGAAUUACUUCAUAGGCGAAAUGGUAGCUUCACCCCAGGUGGUUGGUGUGCUGGUAACCCUCCUUGCUCCAAGGUUGGAAAUCCCACUGACCUUAAACCAGGUGCUGGUGCUAAAAGGCUUCAAAGCCUUGUAGGUAAACUAGUUUCAUCAGAAAAUUUUCAUCAACUUCAGUGUAAUUAGAAUUAUAUUGUACUAUUCUUUCUUGUUGAGUAAAGUGAGACUAGAAAGUAUGAAAAUAAGGUUGGGUAUAGAUUUCAUGAUUUAUACACAUGACAUUUUGAAGAAAUUUUGCUGCAGUCUCCCCUCGCCAAACAUCCCCCAAUUUUUAUGUUAUUCUCUCUGAGAAACAUAGCCUGUUAAAGUAAACAUAUACGAUGUAUGUUCUCUUCCACUUAAGUUCUGUUCUUAUCUGGAAGUUGUUUCCUAAUAAUAAGGUUGCUGAAAGGAAGAGCAUUUGACUUCA
This is a messenger RNA of Cuscuta epithymum, 1991 nucleotides long. The record is from the annotation of a GenBank genome assembly. Lineage: Eukaryota; Viridiplantae; Streptophyta; Magnoliopsida; Solanales; Convolvulaceae.